Messenger RNA from Quercus lobata, 1332 nucleotides. Its product is annotated as putative F-box protein At4g22180. NCBI's taxonomy places the organism in Eukaryota, Viridiplantae, Streptophyta, Magnoliopsida, Fagales, Fagaceae. Bases 1 to 1332 code for a protein of 443 amino acids. Gene Ontology annotation, molecular function: protein binding. The record is from RefSeq and is a predicted model, not a curated record. The transcript has a single exon.
AUGGGUGAAGGCAGUAAAAGAAGAAGAAUUUCAAGUACAAAAGACAAAGCAGGGAAGGCUGAAACUAAACCAAAGCACUCAUCAUGGUCAUGGUCAUGGUCAGACCUCCCUGAUCAACUGUUGGGACUUAUCCUAGGAAAGCUUUCCUUGGCAGACAUCAUUCACUGCUGCGCUGUUUGUUCUUCUUGGAGAUCCACCGCACAAUCCCAUUGCACUCAAAGUACUAGUACUACUCCAUGGCUCAUGCUUCCUGGCGACGAAAAGUAUGACUCGACUACUCGCUGCUUCUUUAAUCUCGCAGAAAACAAGGUUUACAAGAUGAAGAAUGCGUUCGAGGGAUUUGGCAAAGACGCUUGGUGUGUGGGCUCUUCUCACGGUUGGCUCGUAAUUCUGGAUGACGAAGCCAUCCCACAUCUCUUUAAUCCCUUCUCUAGAGUUCGGAUUCAACUUCCAUCUAUUCCCAAUGAAUUCCUCAGCCCAAACAUUGAUCGGGAUUACUUCGUUCAAUAUUUGCGGAAGAUUUUCAUCGCCAAAGCUGUGCUGUUGGCAGACCCAUCACGUUCCAACAAUUUUGGGGUGGUGGUGAUCUGUGGUUCUCUCUCAAGGCUUGCAUUUUGUAAGAAAGGGGACACAACGUGGACCGAACUUGCUGUCAGAUCUCUCAGCACAUACCAACAAUAUGUUGAAUACAGUGACAUUAUAUGCCACGAUAAUCAAGUUUAUGUCUUGGCAAGUGAUGCUUCGGUGGAAGUCUGGGAUUUUCGGAGUUCUUUUCCGACCAAAAUCAUGAGCAUUGAUAAACCAUCCACACUACAGAAAGUAGUUGGAAAUAGUUUUUUCAUACAUAAUCUUUCACCCAAGUUUUAUUUAGUCAAGACAUCCACUGAUUUUUUGUUCAUCAAACGGUUUAUUGGAGACUUUGUUAAUGCAGAAGGACUUGUUGUUGAUGAGGAUUACGUCCUAUAUAAUUCCGAAAUUUGCCCAUAUCGUACAAAGCUGUUUUAUGUUUACAGGUUGAAUUUCAGGCAGAACACAUGGGAACAGGUUGAAUCUUUGAACGAUCAGGUUGUGUUUUUGGGCGGAAAUCAGUCAAUAUCACUCUCCAGCCAUGAUCUUUUGGAGUGCAUACCAGAUUCGAUUUAUUUCACGGAUGAUAGAUGGGAUGAGAUGGAUGUGGACGACUCGUAUGGAGGCCACGAUAUUGGAUUUUUCAAUUUAGAUGAUCAAAGUAUUAAGCCAUAUUACCAUUUAAAUUUGGCGAGGAUCGAUCCACCAUCGUUUUGGAUUACUCCAAAUCUAUCUAUGGUGAAAGACAAAGAUGAUGUUAGCUAG